UCAUAAACAGCUCGUCAACCACCUCGGUAGCUUGCUAGCCAACAUAGCCGAAAGAUUCAAGCUAUUUAGACGCUUUCGGUGUAUAUUAGCUACUGUGUUUUAGACACACUUAGGUCGUAUCUACUUGUUAACCUAUUUAAUAUUACGUUAUUUUGUAUCAGUCAGCUAUAGGAGCUGGCUGGUCCAAUUAGCACUAGCCUAGUCGCUAAUGAUAGCUAGCUAGCUAACGUCCCCGACCAUGAGCUCCCUAAACAUCACCUCUCCUGUUAAAGAAGAGGUGAUCUGCUGGACGGAGAAAGAAGCUCUUGUGAAAGAGGAGAAGGAAGAAGACAAUAUCACAGUAAAACAAGAAGUAGAGGGUGAGGCUGUUACAGUGACAGAAGAGAAAGACGUUACAGUGAAAGAUGCGUUCAGAGUGAAAGAGGAGGAUUUUACUGUGAAAGAAGAGGAGGAUGUAGUUUUUCGUGUGAAAGAAGAGGAGGUUGGAGAUCUGUUUAACACCAGAGAGAGACGGGACUACCGUGGGUCCUCUGGGGAGCCUCAACAACCUCAUGAUGCUGACGAGGCAGAGAAGAGUCUCUCCAGAUCAGAACACAUCAAGAAACACCAGCGGAGAUCCACAGGGAAGAAACCUCACUGCUGCUCUGACUGUGGGAAGAGAUUCACCUCCUUAGCAGGCAUUAAAAUUCAUCAGAAAAUCCACACAGUAGAGAAACCUUAUAGCUGUCAAUGUGGGAAGAGUUUUACUCAUUCAACCAGACUGAUAUCACACCAGAGAACACACACAGGAGAGAAAUCGUAUAGCUGUGAUCAAUGUGGGAAGAGUUUUGUUACAUCUGGCCAUCUGAAAAUACACCAGAGAACACACACAGGGGAGAAACCGUUUAGCUGUACUCAAUGUGGUAAGAGUUUUACUCAGCUAAGCAACCUUAUAUCACACCAGAGAACACACACAGGAGAUAAACCAUAUAGCUGUGGUCAAUGUGGGAAGAGUUUUGGUCAAUCUAGCACUCUGACUCUACACCAAAGAAUACACACAGGAGAGAAAUCUUAUAGCUGUACUCAAUGUGGUAAGAGUUUUACUCAGCUAAGCAGCCUGAUAUCACACCAGAGAACACACACAGGAGAGAAGCCAUAUAGCUGUAAUGAAUGUCGGAAGAGUUUUAUUCACCUAAGCAGCUUGAUGUCACACAAGAGAACACACACAAGAGAGAAAUCUUAUAGCUGUACUCAAUGUGGGAAGAGUUUUGAUACAUCUAGCCAUCUUAUUGUACACCAGAGAAUACACACAGGAGAGAAACCUUAUAGCUGUGGUCAAUGUGGGAAGAGUUUUGGUCAAUCUAGCACUCUGACUCUACACCAGAGAAUACACACAGGAGAGAAAUCGUAUAGCUGUGGUCAAUGUGGGAAGAGUUUUACUACAUCUGCCCAACUGACUCUACACCAGAGAACACACACAGGAGAGAAACCUUAUAGCUGUGAUCAAUGUGGGAAGAGUUUUACUACAUCUGCCCAACUGACUCUACACCAGAGAACACACACAGGAGAGAAACCUUAUAGCUGUGAUCAAUGUGGGAAGAGUUUUGCUGCAUCUAGCACUCUGACUCUACACCAGAGAAUACACACAGGAGAGAAACCUUAUAGCUGUGAUCAAUGUGGAAAGAGUUUUGGUCGAUCUGGCCAGCUGACAUCACACCAGAGAAUACACACAGGAGAGAAACCUUAUAGCUGUGAUCAAUGUGGAAAGAGUUUUGGUCGAUCUGGCCAGCUGACAUCACACCAGAGAAUACACACAGGAGAUAAAUCUUAUACCUGUGGUCAAUGUGGGAAGAGUUUUACUACAUCUAGCAUUCUGACUGUACACCAGAGAACACACACAGGAGAUAAACCUUAUACUUGUGGUCAAUGUGGGAAGAGUUUUACUACAUCUAGCUCUCUGACUGUACACCAGAGAAUACACACGGGAGAGAAACCUCAUAGCUGUGAUCAAUGUGGGAAGAGUUUUGAUCAAUCUUGCCAUCUAAUUCAACACCAGAGAACACACACAGGAGAGAAACCUUAUAGCUGUGAUCAAUGUGGGAAGAGUUUUAGUCAAUCUGGACAGCUGACAGUGCACCAGAGAACACACACAGGAGAGAAGCCUUACAGCUGUGGUCAAUGUGGGAAGAGUUUUACUACAUCUAGCAAUCUGACUACACACCAGAGAACACACACAGGAGAGAAACCUUAUAGCUGUGAUCAAUGUGGGAAGAGUUUUGAUCAAUCUGGACAGCUGACAGUGCACCAGAGAAUACACACAGGAGAGAAGCCUUACAGCUGUGGUCAAUGUGGGAAGAGUUUUACUACAUCUGGUCAUCUGACUCUACACCAGAGAACACACACAGGAGAGAAACCUUACAGCUGUGAUCAAUGUGGGAAGAGUUUUGGUCAUUCUGGCACUCUGACUUUACACCAGAGAAUACACACAGGAGAGAAACCUUAUAGCUGUGGUCAAUGUGGGAAGAGUUUUACUCAGUCAACCAGCCUGAUAUCACACCAGAGAACACACACAGGAGAGAAACCUUAUAGCUGUGAUCAAUGUGGGAAGAGUUUUACUACAUCUAGCAAUCUGACUCUACACCAGAGAACACACACAGGAGAGAAACCUUAUAGCUGUGAUCAAUGUGGGAAGAGUUUUUGUCAAUCUAGGGAUCUGACAGUGCACCAGAGAACACACACAGGAGAGAAACCUUAUAGCUGUGGUCAAUGUGGGAAGAGUUUUACUACAUCUGGCUCUCUGACAUUACACCAGAGAACACACACAGGAGAGACACCUUAUAGUUGUGGUCAAUGUGGGAAGAGUUUUACUACAUCUAGCAAUCUGACUCUACACCAGAGAACACACACAGGAGAGACACCUUAUAGCUGUGGUCAAUGUGGGAAGAGUUUUACUCAGUCAACCAGCCUGAUAUCACACCAGAGAAUACACACAGGAGAGAAACCUUACAGCUGUGGUCAAUGUGGGAAGAGUUUUACUACAUCUGGCCAUCUGACUCUACACCAGAGAAUACACACAGGAGAGAAACCGUAUAGCUGUGGUCAAUGUGGGAAGAGUUUUGGUCGAUCUGGCCAGCUGACAUUACACCAGAGAAUACACACAGGAGAGAAACCUUACAGCUGUGGUCAAUGUGGGAAGAGUUUUACUACAUCUGGUCAUCUGACUAUACACCAGAGAAUACACACAGGAGAGAAGCCUUAUAUCUGUGAUCAAUGUGGGAUGAGUUUUACUUCAUCUAGCCAGCUGACUUUACACCAGAGAACACACACAGGAGAGAAACCUUAUAUCUGUGAUCAAUGUGGGAUGAGUUUUACUACAUCAAGCCAUCUGAUUCGACACCAGAGAACACACACAGGAGAGAAACCUUAUAGUUGUAAUCAUUGUGAGAAGAGUUUUCCUACAUCUGGCCAGCUGACUUCACACCAGAGAACACACACAGGAGAGAAACCUUAUAGCUGUGAUCAAUGUGGGAAGAGUUUUACUAGAUCUAGCUAUCUGACAGUGCACCAGAGAACACACUCAGGAGAGAAAUCGUAUAGCUGUGACCAGAGAUAAUCUGAUAAAAGAUCUCUGACUAAAUUUCAGAAAAUACAUGAAGGAGUUGUUUCAUGAUAUCAAUGAAAUGAUGUCACAAUGUAGAAUGUUUUAACAUUGUAGUAGGAGUGUUUUAAUGAUGUCACAAUGUAGAACCCUAAAUGUUUGUCCCCUGUUCUAUUGAUUUCAGCAUGAUAUGGAUAUUAGCCUCAGGGGGAAAAUCCAGGCUCUGAAUUGGAAGAGUACUAUUUAUAUGAUUUAACAAAAAGUGACUAACACAAAAAGAGCUGUGUUACACUUACCACGUUGGUGACCCACUUGAAUUAAAAUGCAACACUUCAAAAAUGAAAAUAAAAUCUAGGCUCUGAAAUGAAAGAGUACUAUUUAUGAGAUUUAGUAAGUACACAUUAUUCCCAGAUUCCGUGUGGUUUUGAGCUGUUAGUUUUAACAGGACGUGCAACCUCAUCUCCCUCCUGUCGCACAAAUGAUUUUAGCAUGAUAUCGAUGAGUUAUGACAAAUAAGUGUUGCGUUCCUUUGUUUAGCGACCCCUACAUUUAAAUGCAUUCCAACAUCACGUACAACCUGAUUUCCCCCCUAAUCGAUAUCAGUGAUUUAUUGCUACUUGUCAAAACAACACUGUUUCUGGUGCUUGUGCAGUUUAUAAGGAGCUUGUUUAAAAAAAUACAAGAAUUAUGAUUAUUGUGGCAGUUUGUGUAAAUAGCACAUGUUAUGUUUAGGUUUUCAAUUUAUCCCAAACUGUUUCUGCAUAUUGGUUAUUGAUUUGGACACGUUAAAACUGUGUUUUGACAUUGAGGCUAUCCCACCUAGCACAAUGUAAUUGAAAAGACGUUGAAAAUAAGACUAUGCAAUCAACAACAAA
Salvelinus fontinalis (brook trout) is the source of this 4452-nucleotide messenger RNA. Its product is annotated as zinc finger protein 271-like. Bases 239 to 3592 code for a protein of 1117 amino acids. Gene Ontology annotation, biological process: regulation of DNA-templated transcription. Gene Ontology annotation, molecular function: DNA-binding transcription factor activity, RNA polymerase II-specific; RNA polymerase II cis-regulatory region sequence-specific DNA binding. The record is from RefSeq and is a predicted model, not a curated record. The transcript is spliced from 3 exons. NCBI's taxonomy places the organism in Eukaryota, Metazoa, Chordata, Actinopteri, Salmoniformes, Salmonidae.